CACAGAGCACCCUGGCGGGAACUAAACCAAAAAUCACUAUAAACCCUACUCUCUCUCUCUCUCUCUCUCAGUUACGCCAACUCCACACCUCCAGACACGAUGCCUUCUUUCCCUCAGCCAGGCACGGUCACCAUUUGCGAAAUCAACAGAGAACUAGUUACGGCAGACCACCUCGGCGAUGAUCAAGCGAAGGAUACUUACGCUAAAAUCCUCGGGACUGUAUUCAGUCCGAUCCCUUUCGAAUCAGACAGCUUAUUAGGGACGGGGACUGAGCAGGAAUCAGUUGAACGGAGGAAGGGUAGUUUAGAUAUUCUAUCUGCGGCACUAGAGGCUCUGUUGAGUGGCUCCCUCAGGCCUCUUUUGCAGCCUGCCGAUGUAAAACUUUUAAAUGGUAUUGAUCUUCACAGUGUAAGUUGGCACGACCACAAACAGAUUUUAGCAUUUGUUUCUGCACCGCAUCAGGUGACGAUUUGUGACUACAAUGAUUCCGAUGGAAAGUCUCCUUGCAUCUUGUCCCAUGAGUCCCAAAAAGAUGUAAAGAUUCUUGAGUGGAGACCAAAUGGAGGGAAAACUCUUUCUGUUGCAUGCAAGGGUGGCAUUUGCAUCUGGGCUGCUUCUUCUCCUGGUAAUAUUCCACCCGUGAGAUCUGGGGUGACUUCGAACCCACUUUCAAGGGGCUCUGUGACACGAUGGACUCUGGUGGAUUUCCUUCAGAGUUCUGAUUCUGAACAGAUUACUGCACUUUCAUGGAGUCCUGAUGGAAGAUAUUUAGCUUCAGCUUCAUAUGAGAGUUCAUCUUUCACCAUUUGGGAUGUUUCACAAGGGCUGGGCACUCCUAUUCGAAGGGGCCUAGGAGGCAUAUCAUUGUUAAAGUGGUCUCCCUCGGGAGAUUAUUUCUUUUCUGCAAAAUUUGAUGGAACGUUUUAUCUCUGGGAGACAAGCACAUGGACAUCGGAACCAUGGUCCUCAAAGAAUGGGUUUGUCACGGGAGCAACAUGGGAUCCAGAUGGCUGUAUGGUACUUCUUUCUUUUUCGGAGUUGUCAUCAUUAGGUUCCAUUCACUUUACAUCCAAACCUCCAUCGCUAGAUGCACAUCUUAUACCAGUUGAAUUGCCAGAGAUAAAAUUGUUGACCGACAGCCAGGUCAUUGAGAAGAUAGCAUGGGAUGCUUCAGGAGAGAGAUUGGCGGUGUCAUAUAAAGAUGGUGAUGAGCAAUACAAAGGUCUCGUUGCUGUAUUUGAUGUUAAAAGAAAUCCCUUAAUUUCAACAUCGUUGGUUGGAUUCAUCCGAGGUCCUGCUGACAAUCCGAAGCCAGUAGCAUUUUCAUUCCACGACAAAUUUAAACAAGGGCCAUUGCUUUCUGUGUGCUGGAGCAGUGGAUUUUGCUGCACCUACCCUCUCAUAUUCCGUUCAAAUAUUCUACCAUAGUUAAGGUAUGAGUUUAUACUAAUUUCCAGCUGUAGUAUUUCUGCUUCUCUUGAAAAGAUGGUAGGUGUACGAAUUCUUUUGCUAUUGCAAAGUCGAAAUCUGAUUCAUCAAUCUCUUCAACUUUUGAUCCAAACUGUAUAGACGAACCAGAGAAGUCAAAAUGUAAAUUACCAGAACUGAGUGGCUGUGCCCAAGCAAAAUUACGGUUAUGCAGAGAUUUUUGUCUUUUGAAGUCUUGUCGAUAAUCUGCAUGCAGCGAUCUUGUGAGUUCGUCGCCAAGGAACUGAAAUGUAGCAGUCUAUGAACUUGAUAGAACAUAUUUACAGUUUUCUUUAUUUUCUGAUACACUAUUAAUGGAAAAAAAAAAAAAACUCCCUUUAAGUGUACUAAGUUUUUGUCAACUGAGAUCAUCUACACUCUGAAUUUGUACAAAACUUAGUAAUUUGUUGUAAUUCCUCUUUUGUGCGCUUUGCUACAUUCAGUAAUCAGGUAAGAAAUUACUGCUAUAUAGGAAAUAAAAUUGAUUCCUUUUUCCAGAUA
Salvia miltiorrhiza (redroot sage) is the source of this 1968-nucleotide messenger RNA. RefSeq names its product aladin. The transcript is spliced from 15 exons. Gene Ontology annotation, cellular component: nuclear pore. Gene Ontology annotation, molecular function: protein binding. The record is from RefSeq and is a predicted model, not a curated record. Gene Ontology annotation, biological process: nucleocytoplasmic transport. The coding region runs from base 100 to 1428 and encodes 442 amino acids. Lineage: Eukaryota; Viridiplantae; Streptophyta; Magnoliopsida; Lamiales; Lamiaceae.